CUAUGGUUACUAUUUUUACCCGCAAAGAAACGAAGAACAAAGUCAAAAGACUUCAUACCUAUCAAAAUUCUUCAGUUACAAUAACGCAAGGCGACACAUCAAGUGUGAAAUGAACGUCGUGUGGUGUGUGAAAAACAAUCCAUUUGUAAGGCUACUAAUGGGAGCAAUGAAAAACAGCGGAUGUCCAAUAACUCUCAACCGUCAUGUAUCUUGUGAGAAUUGUAAAGGCCGCGUAAAUGGUGGAUACGACCCCGAAACUAAUCAGGUUGUAGUUUGUCAAAAUACCGCCGUGAAAUCGAGUACAUGUUGUAGUGUACUAGCUCACGAAUUUAUUCAUGCCUUUGAUGCAUGUCGAGCAAAGAUAGAUUUUGAUAAUCUGGAACAUUUAGCAUGCACAGAAAUUCGAGCAGCAAAUCUAGUCCAUUGUUCGAUGUCUACUGCAAUUUUUGAAGGGGAUGCAGGUUUCAAUAAUAUCAAAGAGGCUCAGAAGGAAUGUGUAAAAAGAAAAGCGAUUUUAUCAAUAAUUAUGGUCAGGCAGGUGACUGCUGAAAAAGCCCGAAAGGUAGUCGAUAAAGUUUUUGAUAGGUGCUGGAACGAUCUUGAGCCAAUUGGACGUAGAUGCCGGCGGAAAUCUAAGGACCCAGAAAUGGCCUAUCACGAAGGAUAUUUAUAUGGAUAUACAGAUUGAUGUACAUUAUUUAAGGGUGAAUAUAGGCAAGAUACUUUAUUAAUUUUCAAGAAAAGGCGCUCCAAGUUGGUACCAUUGGAUCACCAUGCCUAUUUUCUCCCUUUAAGAUUAUUUCAAAGAUGAGAGUCGAAAUGCUGCUAGUUUUAUUCUGUUUUAUAGGGUCUGAAGUUUAUAUUCAUGUUAAAUUUUUGGAACCUGUGAACGUCAUCGGGCUUUCAAGUCUGUAUGUUCAGCCUACAUCGGCUGCAGUAUGAAGCUGUGAUGAAAUAAAGCCACCAGGAAAUAUAGGUUUCCAGGUUGUGUAUGUGUGAUUUUGAGAUUAA
Messenger RNA from Lineus longissimus, 1011 nucleotides. RefSeq names its product mitochondrial inner membrane protease ATP23 homolog. The coding region runs from base 110 to 688 and encodes 192 amino acids. The transcript has 6 exons. Gene Ontology annotation, molecular function: metalloendopeptidase activity. The record is from RefSeq and is a predicted model, not a curated record. NCBI's taxonomy places the organism in Eukaryota, Metazoa, Nemertea, Pilidiophora, Heteronemertea, Lineidae. Gene Ontology annotation, biological process: mitochondrial protein processing; mitochondrial proton-transporting ATP synthase complex assembly.